CAUGUGCGUUCCUGUGGCCAAGAGGAAAGGGUCUUCAGGUGGAGGAGUCGGGCCUGGGGCAAGGGACAGACUCAGCUUUGAGAAAUUCAGGAGCAGCGGGCAGAGAAGUCUGGGAGGAGCUGGACGCAGAAGAUGACGUAACGGGAGGAGAAGUUUGCACUGAUGGCUCAGAAGGCCUACGUGAUGGAAAGUAUGUCCUACCUCACCGCGGGGAUGCUGGACCAGCCCGGCUUCCCCGACUGCUCCGUCGAGGCCGCCAUGGUGAAGGUGUUCAGCUCGGAGGCCGCCUGGCAGUGCGUCAGCGAGGCCCUGCAGAUCCUCGGGGGCUCGGGCUACAUGAGGGACUACCCGUACGAGCGCAUGCUGCGGGACUCCCGCAUCCUGCUCAUCUUUGAGGGAACCAACGAGAUUCUCCGGAUGUACAUUGCCCUGACUGGACUGCAGCACGCCAGGCACACCCUGACCGCGAGGAUCAAGUGGGUGUCAUUCCCUCAGGACCACGUGGUCCACCUGCCCAGCAGAAGCCCACCUGGGGCAGCAAUAGAAAGCAGCUGCCCUGGGCUGGGAGGGCCCUUUCACACUGGGGAAGGACCUAGGCUGAUCCCGGCCUGGGCCCUGUCCAGGUGA
Messenger RNA from Lepus europaeus (European hare), 627 nucleotides. RefSeq names its product complex I assembly factor ACAD9, mitochondrial-like. The record is from RefSeq and is a predicted model, not a curated record. Lineage: Eukaryota; Metazoa; Chordata; Mammalia; Lagomorpha; Leporidae. The coding region runs from base 163 to 627 and encodes 154 amino acids. Gene Ontology annotation, molecular function: acyl-CoA dehydrogenase activity. The transcript has 6 exons.